Danio rerio (zebrafish) is the source of this 758-nucleotide messenger RNA. The record is from RefSeq and is a predicted model, not a curated record. NCBI's taxonomy places the organism in Eukaryota, Metazoa, Chordata, Actinopteri, Cypriniformes, Danionidae.
AAAAGAGCAGAGCCUCUCAACACAGGUCAAAAUGAUAACUCUUUGGGAAAGCGUGAAGUGGAACCAAAAUCAAUUCUGUCAAAUUCAAACAAUUGCAGCUGCCAAGAAUUCAUUUUGGGCACCAGACCUUGUUAUAGCAGAGAGCAUCAGUACUGAGUUUGGAGGAAAGGAGUCUCUAAACGUGCAGUUGAUCUACUUUGGCUACACACUUUUGUCUGAGAUACUUUCUCUGAACACCGCCUGUAAGCUGGACCUCUACAAGUUCCCCUUCGACACCCAGAGCUGCAAUAUAACACUUCAGUCUGCAGCGUAUUCAAAUAUAGAUCUGAAAAUAUUUAUGCUGCAUGAUACAGGCGUUCUUACAAAUUCUUCCAAGCAAUCCUUUCAGUCCCAGGGGGAGUGGGAGCUCCUCAAUAUAAGUACAAUCAAAUCUAAAUUCAGCCCUUGGUAUAGCUACACAGAUCAGCUGAUAUAUCAGAUCACCAUCAGAAGAAGACCUCUGCUGCAUGUCAUCAACAUUAUGCUACCAGUGUUUUCCUUCCUUGUGCUGGACGUGACCUCCUUCUUCAUGGAUGUAGACGGAGCAGACAAGCUGAGCUUUAAAGUGACUUUACUUCUGGCUAUUUCUGUGCUGCUGCUGAUUCUUAAUGACACCCUGCCCUCAACGGCUGAUAAAGUUCCUCUGAUUGGUGAGUCAGUAGCCCCUUUCAUUUAAUUUUCUGUCAACGUUCUAAUUUUCCAACAUUACCUGUAAAAUU